CUGUGCCCCCCACUCACCCACAAGCGCUCAGGUUCACUUUGUAUCACCUGGAUACAAUUUGUUCAAUCAAAUAAAACAAAUUCACUCAUCAGAUCUUUGAAGAGAUGAUGAUGCAGGACGAUGAGUCGCCUGUCAGCUGGUUUAACGUCGUGUUCACUGCUUUUUGUUAGUUUAUUAAUAAGCAAACCUGUUGAACGGGAUGCAGAACAAUGUUCUAAAUCAACGUCAUCAAGUCAACCCAAAGCCGCGUGUGGCCCCGCCCCCCUCGUUCACCGGGACGGGGAAUAAAAACCGGUGAUUCUCGCCGGUCGCGGUGUCUUCUUGCCGCUUCUCCCGAUCAGCUGUUGCGGUUCGACGUCGCUUCAUCGCCGGCUGUGAUUCAGCGCGUCUCUCUCUCACCACGCGGGACUCACCAAAGCUUCUGCCCGGUUCCCCGGUCCAUCAUGGCGGGCCGACCGUCCGACCUCCUCGGCAAGGUGUUCAACGAUCCCAUCCACGGCCACAUGGAGAUGCACCCUCUGCUCAUCAGAAUCAUCGACACGCCUCAGUUCCAGAGGCUCCGUCACAUCAAGCAGCUCGGGGGGGUCUACUUUGUUUUCCCCGGAGCGUCCCACAACCGCUUCGAACACUCCCUCGGGGUGGCGCAUCUGGCAGGAGAACUGGUCCGAGAUCUGAAACAGAGGCAGCCAGAUCUCAACAUCACCGACAGAGACGUCCUCUGUGUGCAGAUCGCCGGGCUCUGCCACGACCUCGGACACGGGCCCUUCUCCCACAUGUUUGACGGAAUGUUCAUCCCCAAAGCGCGCCCAGGUCUCACCUGGAAGCAUGAGAAGGCCUCCGUGGAGAUGUUUGACCACCUGGUGGCUGACAACGAUCUCAAGCCCGUGAUGAAGGAGCACGGCCUGAAGCUGCCAGAGGACCUGGUCUUCAUCAAGGAACUGAUGGACCCGAAGGACCCGAAGGACCCGAAGGACCCGAAGAAGAAGCUGGAGUGGUCCUAUAAAGGCCGUCUAGAGAACAAGUCCUUCCUCUAUGAAAUCGUGUCCAACAAAAGAAACGCCAUCGAUGUGGACAAGUGGGACUACUUUGCCAGGGACUGCUACCACCUGGGCAUCAAGAACAACUUUGACCACGGCCGCUGCCUGAUGUUCGCCAGAGUGUGUGAGGUAGACGGAGAGAAGCAGAUCUGCUUCAGAGACAAGGAAGUGGAGGAUUUGUACGACAUGUUCUACACAAGGAUUUGUCUCCACCGGAGAGCCUACCAGCACAAAGCGGCCAACAUCGUGGAGACUAUGAUCACUGAGGCCUUUUUGAAAGCAGACGAGUUCAUCAGGUUUAAAGGCUCUGGAGGGCAGAAGUUCAAGCUCUCCGAUACCAUCAAUGACAUGGAGGCCUACACCAAGGUGACCGAUAACGUCUUUGAAAAAAUACUCAACUCGUCCUCCGAUGAGCUGAAGGCCUCGAGAAAGAUUCUUCAAGACGUCGUGUGUCGACGCUUCUACAAAUGCAUCGGCCAGGCCCAGCCGACCCAACCCACGACCGUCACUGAGGUGGAAGCGAGCUGGGAAGCGAAUCUGGCUCAAUGCGUCACUCAGGGCGUGGAUCUGAAGCCAGAGGACUUCAGCAUCGAUGUCAUCAACUUGAACUACGGGAUGAAGGAGAAGAACCCCAUCGACCGCGUGCGCUUCUACAGCAAGGACGACCCGGACAAAGGCUUCCAGAUCCCCCAGAACCAGGUGUUUGGCUUUCUCUCAGAGAAGUUCACCAAGGAGCUGAUCCGGGUCUACUGCAAGAAGCUUGACAGGAAGAGUCUGGAGGCGGCAAAGGAGAACUUUGACCGGUGGCGCGAUCUGUUAGGGAUUUAAGCCAGAAAUG
This is a messenger RNA of Gasterosteus aculeatus aculeatus (three-spined stickleback), 1875 nucleotides long. The record is from RefSeq and is a predicted model, not a curated record. Lineage: Eukaryota; Metazoa; Chordata; Actinopteri; Perciformes; Gasterosteidae.